CGCACCAUUUACGGUCUCUUUAGUUUCCAGCAACCGGUACAAUUUUGUUUAUUUUAUGGAACCUUCUGCCAAAAAAUCGAAAAUGACAAAGAACUAUAAGUUUAAGAACAACAAGAAGAAGUACUUCAAAUCGAAGGCGCAGGUGCUUCAACCUGGACAACGUGGAUUCUUCGCCACGUGCAACAUAAACGAGAAGGCGUGUGUCCGCGAAUGCUACAAUCUGUUGAACCACUAUGCGGAUAUUCUUUACGGUCCGGAAAAAGUGGAGAAUGAGCCGGAAAAAGAGGAGGCACAGGAAGAAGCAGGUGGUGAGGCAAGUGGGGAUGCUGGAAAAGCAACUGCAGGAGAAGCCACCAGCGAUGACGACGAUGAUCUAGAAGCAGCUGCAGCCAAGUGUCGUGAGAAGAACUCCCAGCGAAAAGUGCGAUUCCAGAGCUUAGAUACCAGCACUACCAACUGCGUCUUCAUACGCACCCAAUUGGAAGAUCCUGUGGCCCUAGGAAAAUACAUUAUUAACGACAUUGCCACCACAGGAAAGUCUAUGUCCCGGUUCGUCCUUCGCUUGGUGCCCAUUGAAGUGGUUUGCCGUGCCAACAUGCCCGACAUAAUUUCUGCAGCCGGAAUCCUCUUCGAUAAGCACUUUCUCAAGGAACCCACAAGCUAUGGCAUCAUAUUCAACCAUCGCUACAAUCAGCAAAUCAAGCGAGAUCAAAUCAUCGCCAAGCUGGCCGAACUAGUCAACUCAAAGAAUGUGGGCAACAAAGUGGACCUGAAGGAGGCCAAGAAAUCCAUCAUUGUGGAGGUUUUGAGGGGCUGGUGCUUGCUAAGUGUCAUCGAAAACUAUCUGGACUGCAAAAAGUUCAAUCUGGCGGAGUUGGCCAAUCCCAGCGAUAAGAAGUCUAAUGGUGAAGGCGAUUUAAAGUCUGAGAAGUCAUCAGGAGAAAAGGAACCCAAUGAGAAGGAGGAAUCCGAGCCUAAGGAGAAGCCUUUAGGAGACUCAAAAAUUGAAGAAACUGACAUCUAAAAGGAGAAGCUACCCCAAACCAACUAAGCGUUCGCUUAAUACAAACUAAUCAAAAAAUUUGUAAGACAGAUGACUCCCAACCCAGAAGAGGGCAUGGAGAGAAGACCAGAUAAACAUAUAAAUAUGAAUAAUAAAAAUAUGUAAAUAAAAAAGUGCAUUAUGUGUA
This is a messenger RNA of Drosophila ficusphila, 1190 nucleotides long. Its product is annotated as THUMP domain-containing protein 1 homolog. The transcript has a single exon. NCBI's taxonomy places the organism in Eukaryota, Metazoa, Arthropoda, Insecta, Diptera, Drosophilidae. The record is from RefSeq and is a predicted model, not a curated record. The coding region runs from base 56 to 1024 and encodes 322 amino acids. Gene Ontology annotation, molecular function: RNA binding. Gene Ontology annotation, biological process: tRNA modification.